This is a messenger RNA of Dibothriocephalus latus, 1401 nucleotides long. NCBI's taxonomy places the organism in Eukaryota, Metazoa, Platyhelminthes, Cestoda, Diphyllobothriidea, Diphyllobothriidae. The record is from the annotation of a GenBank genome assembly.
AUGAGCUCUUCCACGCCUUCCACUUAUGUCCCUUCCGUGGCCAAUGUCCGCUACUCAGUCGGCACCGACUCCGAUCAGUUUGGCUCCGUCUACAGAAUUUCUUCCACUAAGUACCUGCAAACCCUGCAUAUCCUUCUGUACCAACGGGAAACCCGCGCUUCUCGUAUUUUCUAUUUCGGCGACUUCUUGGGUUGCCCAGCCUGUCAGAACAGCAAGGAACCAGUUUAUUUGUGCAAUCAGACUGACCUAGAAACCGCUGCAGAGAUCAGUUCUUUCAUCGACUGGGCCCCAUAUCACCGUAGCUUUUAUAGGGGUGAACGAUCUUCAAGCUACAGUUGCUCACCAUCUGUGAGUCAUAUAUCUACACUAUUCCGUGUAAAUGAUGUUGUUACAAAUGCAUACGAACUGUUCCCCGACUGCGGCAACUAUGUGCUUUGUGAAAUUGAUUGUGCACAUCCAACCAAUGGCCAUCGAUCAGUUGUUGAGGGGGUGGAAGUUACCGCUGAGACGGAAGAAGAAUGGGAAGAAGCGGAGGAGGACAGUUAUGUAAAACACACAAGCUUGAGCGCAGGUAGAACAGCAUCGGAAGACUCGUUUGAUUACCUCUACACCAGGCCGCAGGAUGGCAAUAAUGAAUCAGUUAUCCACUGCUACAGCUGCAGUCGGUACUAUCGUCAAGCAGUUGAAGCCAUGCAGGCUCUCUUACCAAGAAAGUGGGUCUUCUUUCAAACGAGGUGGCCACCGGUCCUAGCGCCGCAGCAAGUUAUAGACUUGGAGGCGAAUUACCCAGCUCGAAUUCCUUCCUGGAGAGGUUCAACACCCAGACUCGUUAAGGAUGUCAUAAUUUUCUGUCGCCAACAUCCCACGUCGGAUUGUUUGCUACUGCUGGAUACGUUAGCCCUCUCGCCCUGGUCGCCCGUGCUUAAUGCGCUCUGCCCCCUCACAGUCGCCCCCUCUCCCUCUUCAUCCCACCGUCUUUCCGCUACAACAACGUGCAGGCAACGCUGGAUCAGCUUGCUUUGGCUCACUGCGGCGGAUACUUCCUGCAAUGGAUUCACCUGGCCGCAGCACCUCUUUGGAUCCCAAGGCAGCCAUUGGGUACACACAGUUGCCAGCUUAGCCUUGCUCUCCAACUGGCUGGCCUGGUUCUCGCGUAUGGAGAUUGCCGCGGUGUUGGGGCAGUCGAGGAAAUCGAUUUGCAUCGUUUGUGAGGGCGUGGCUACUGCCUGUCUUCAUCCAGCCAGUUGGGGUUGUGGUCAGGCGCCCCUUUUCGAUGUUUGGCCCCUGUGGCUUGUCCGUCUCAUGCUUCGGUCGUCAUGUGGUCUUUUUGCCCGCCUCCGUGCCCCCGCUGAAACCAAAACUCGGUGCUACUUCCCACUCUCAGACACGGACGAGAUUUGA